Diversispora eburnea is the source of this 174-nucleotide messenger RNA. The record is from the annotation of a GenBank genome assembly. Lineage: Eukaryota; Fungi; Glomeromycota; Glomeromycetes; Diversisporales; Diversisporaceae.
AUGCCGAAAGGAAAUAAUUGUUUACUUCCUCCGAAUCAAGAAGAGGAUGAUGAUAAUGUUAAUUCACGAAACCUUCUUUUAAAUUCUUCUGGACCUGAUAAAACUUUUAAGGCAAGUUCGUACAAAACGGUCUCUCGAUUUUCAUCUUCGAUUAUAGAAAUGUAUUGUGCUUAA